Choloepus didactylus (southern two-toed sloth) is the source of this 3783-nucleotide messenger RNA. RefSeq names its product caseinolytic mitochondrial matrix peptidase chaperone subunit X (gene CLPX). Gene Ontology annotation, biological process: protein catabolic process; proteolysis; protein folding. Bases 185 to 2086 code for a protein of 633 amino acids. Gene Ontology annotation, cellular component: mitochondrial matrix. The transcript is spliced from 14 exons. The record is from RefSeq and is a predicted model, not a curated record. Gene Ontology annotation, molecular function: ATP-dependent protein folding chaperone; zinc ion binding; ATP hydrolysis activity. NCBI's taxonomy places the organism in Eukaryota, Metazoa, Chordata, Mammalia, Pilosa, Megalonychidae.
GAGCGAGGGAGUGGGCCUAGGUGUCUAGUCUGGUGAGUACACUGCGGUGGGGAACGAAGAGCGCGGCUGGCCCUGGGCCGGCAGGAGAGCCUGGGACCAAGCCUACGCGAUCAGCGAGUAGGGGUCGAGCUGCUGAGACCCAAAGGGCAGCAGGGGGCUGAGCCCCGGCCUAGGCGCCGCGGAGAUGUCCGGCUGCAGCGCUUGUACUUGCGGCGCAGUUACCGCGCGACUCAUCACCUCUUCGCUUGCCUCCGCGCAGAGAGGUAUUUCUUGUGGUCGUAUUCAUAUACCAGUUUUAGGAAGGUUUGGGACCUUUGAAACUGAGAUUCUGCGAAGAGCUCCUUUUAGAACCUUUACAGAAACACCAGCAUACUUUGCCUCAAAAGAUGGGCUAAGUAAAGAUGGCUCUGGAGAUGGAAAUAAGAAAUCAGUGAGUGAAGGAAGCAGUAAGAAAUCAGGCUCUGGGAAUUCUGGGAAAGGAGGAAACCAGUUGCGCUGUCCUAAGUGUGGUGACUUGUGCACACAUGUAGAGACCUUUGUGUCCUCUACCCGUUUUGUGAAGUGUGAAAAAUGUCAUCAUUUUUUUGUUGUGCUGUCUGAAGCAGACUCAAAGAAAAGCAUAAUUAAAGAACCUGAAUCAGCAGCAGAAGCUGUAAAAUUGGCAUUCCAACAGAAACCACCUCCUCCCCCUAAGAAGAUUUACAACUACCUCGACAAGUAUGUUGUUGGCCAAUCCUUUGCUAAGAAGGUACUUUCAGUUGCGGUCUACAAUCAUUAUAAGAGAAUAUAUAAUAAUAUCCCACCUAAUCUGAGACAACAAGCAGAAGUGGAGAAACAAACAUCAUUAACACCUAGAGAGUUAGAAAUAAGAAGACGAGAGGAUGAGUACAGAUUUACAAAAUUGCUUCAGAUUGCUGGAAUUAGUCCACAUGGUAAUGCUUUAGGAGCAUCAGUGCAGCAACAGGUCAAUCAGCAAAUACCUCAGGAAAAACGAGGAGGUGAAGUACUGGAUUCUUCUCAUGAUGACAUAAAACUUGAAAAAAGUAAUAUUUUGCUGCUUGGACCAACUGGGUCAGGUAAAACCCUGCUGGCGCAAACUCUAGCUAAAUGCCUUGAUGUCCCUUUUGCUAUCUGUGAUUGUACAACCUUGACUCAGGCUGGAUAUGUAGGUGAAGAUAUUGAAUCUGUGAUUGCCAAACUGCUCCAAGAUGCCAAUUAUAAUGUAGAAAAAGCACAACAAGGAAUUGUCUUUCUGGAUGAAGUAGAUAAGAUUGGCAGUGUGCCAGGCAUUCAUCAGUUACGGGAUGUAGGUGGAGAAGGCGUUCAGCAAGGCUUAUUAAAACUACUAGAAGGUACCAUAGUCAAUGUUCCAGAGAAGAAUUCCCGCAGGCUUCGUGGAGAAACAGUACAAGUUGAUACAACAAACGUUCUGUUUGUUGCAUCUGGUGCUUUCAAUGGUUUAGACAGAAUCAUCAGCCGGAGGAAAAAUGAAAAGUAUCUUGGAUUUGGAACACCAUCUAAUCUGGGGAAAGGCAGAAGGGCUGCAGCUGCUGCAGACCUUGCCAAUCGAAGUGGUGAAUCAAAUACUCAUCAAGACAUUGAAGAAAAAGAUCGAUUAUUACGUCAUGUGGAAGCCAGAGAUCUCAUUGAAUUUGGCAUGAUUCCUGAGUUCGUGGGACGGUUGCCUGUGGUAGUUCCUUUGCAUAGCCUAGAUGAGAAAACACUUGUACAAAUACUAACUGAGCCACGUAAUGCUGUUAUUCCUCAGUACCAGGCCUUAUUCAGCAUGGAUAAGUGUGAACUGAAUGUUACUGAGGAUGCUUUGAAAGCUAUAGCCAAACUGGCACUAGAACGGAAAACAGGUGCAAGAGGCCUUCGGUCCAUAAUGGAAAAGCUGUUACUGGAACCAAUGUUUGAAGUCCCCAAUUCUGACAUUGUAUGCGUGGAGGUUGACAAAGAAGUAGUAGAAGGAAAAAAGGAACCAGGAUACAUCCGAGCUCCAACAAAAGAAUCCUCUGAAGAGGAGUAUGACUCUGGAGUUGAAGAGGAAGGAUGGCCUCGCCAAGCAGAUGCUGCAAACAGCUAAGCCGUCAGAUUCCUGCCCUGUAUAUAAAGCUUUCCCUUCUUUUGUUUAGGAUCACAACUGUCUCUACAGUCUGACAUUAAAGGCUUUGGAUCUAUCUUGGGUAUCAUACAUGAUCAGGAGCCUUUUGGAUGAUUAAGAAUCAGAUCAUGUAUAUUAUUGUAACAUCACAUUGAUUUAUACAGAGGACAUUAUGUGUACUUUAAUGACACAAUGUUCAGAGAUAAAAAUGUACAUUAUCUUGGUUCUGUUUUUUAAAAAUAUGCUUUAACAAUAUUCUUUGGAGUUCUUUUAGGCAAUGCAGGUGUUGAAUAACUAUGGAUUUUACAAUAAUGUUACUCUACAAAUGAGAAAAUAAAUUCUUUAAAAUUAAAGAUUGAGAUAACAUUCUUUAGCUUAACCUUUUUUCCAUCCACACUUGUUUCCUGUAAACAUUACAAUUAUAUUCAUUUUUAAAAUUGGAACAGGUAGUUUCAAAAAUAUUAAAAAUUCCAUGAAAAAAGUACCAUUGAAGAACCACAUUUUGAUGAUUUGUUUAGCUGUAUUCUUAGUCUUAUCUGCUAAUGCAUAAAUUAACUUUCUAAUUGGUACCAUAAAAAAGGUCAUUCUCUUGCUGACUUGUCUGAUUUAUUUGCCAUGUUUGAUCCAUUUCACUACCAUGAGUGAGCAGAUUGAUUUGAAGUUUGGCUUAAAUCUUCAGGAAAAGGCUAUACAUCUUAUCCUAUAAAUAGCAUGUAGCAUCAGUGAUAGUACAGCCAUAUGGCGAAUGAAAUAUCAUAAUACUGUGUACCUAAAAUACUGAGCUAAUGUGUAUCCGUUUUUUGUUUUGUUUGUUUGGUGCUGGAUAUUUGUCUUAAUUUAUUUGUCUAAGAACGUUAAGAAGUGUUUUGCUAUCAGCAGAAGUGAAUAUGAAUAACUAAAAUAUACGUUAUUGACUGUUACUAGGUUUAGCAAAACUAAAAAGUGGGAAAAAAAUUGGGACUUAAACAUGAGAAUCGUAUUAUUUGAUUCCCUAAAUAUUAAAAUAUUUUGUUACCUUUUAAGUUUUAUUUCUCCUCUAUAAUGUUGAUACAAGUUUCUUUAUUAGUCAUUCAGGUCAGCCACAUUUGAAAUUGCUUAAAUCAGAGUACAUUUAAAUAUUUGUUUUCAUCUUUGGUUUAUAGACUCUUGCAUUUUCCUUACCCCCUUUUUCUUAGGAAAAGAACCUUAACAUAUUAGCAAAUUCUAAUCCUGUUGAUGAAGAGUUGGCCUUUCUUUGUAAUAAAAGUGAUAUGAGACAUCUUAUUUAUGGCUGGGAUACAGCUUAUUUAUUCUGGAAAAGUAUAGAAAUGUGCUUUUGCAGACUAUUUAAGCCUGGUAAUUAUGGUAUGGAACAGAAACACAUAGCCUUUUUUUUUAGUCGCCCUAGUAAUGGUUAAAGUUCUUUUUAGGAAGUCUUUCAUAUUAUAACUUUGUUCAUUAUUUUUCUCUUAUAGCAUCAUCAUUUUCCUUUUUGUAGAGUGAACAUUGGAGUAGCUUCUAAACAUUAAGUUUAACCCUACAGAAAUGGACUGGGAGUUAUUUUAGUUAUAACAACUUAUAUUUGGUUUUGGAAGUUGUUAACCAAGUAUAAUUGAUGUUUUUAAAUCAAACACAAUUGAUUAUAACAAUUUGUAUCUUGGAACUUAUGUUUUGGCAUUUGAAUAAAACAAAAGGAGUAA